AUGGAUAUGAAAGCAGCAGGCAAACAGAUCAAUGGGUACAAGUUACAGCCGCCGGUGCAAUGGAGAAUUCACAGUCAAGUUCAGAGCGUGGACAGAGAGUACGAUUUAAAGGAGAGUUUUCUCCUGGGGAUUUCAGCCAAGAUGGACAUUCUCGCUUUCGCCAGCAAACAUUUCUACAAGCUGGCCCUGUGCAACCAAGUCAAUGAGAGUUACAAUCAGAUUCCCCACGAAAUCGCAACGCCCCUCAUCUUGGAGCUGAAUCAUCUCCGCAGCAACCACAGCAGUUUGAUCAAAGCGAAAGAGGAUGCCCACAAAGCCUUGGAGAGCGAGCUCAGCAGCCACAUGGAGCUGAAGCAGCAGGUGGAGCGGCAGUCGACGGUCAACGACGGCCUCCAGCUCCACAUUGAGGAGCUGAAGGCCAAGAAGACAUAUCUGCUGUCCAAUAAAUCUGCCCUUGGGGAGAGCUGUGGCCGCUGCCAACCAAGAUGGACUCUUCUGAACUCGUCCUGUUAUUUCUUUUCUAACAAGAAUACUGACUCACAGAAGAACUGGCCCGAAAGCAGAGCGGACUGCAUAAGCCGCGGAGGCGACCUGCUUGUGAUCGAUGACUGGGAUGAGCAGCGACUUAUCACUGAUAACUAUCGAGACGUGAGGUCCAGUGAUGUUUGGUGGGCGAAUGGAUACUGGAUCGGCCUCACUGACAUCGAGAAAGAGGGGACGUGGGUCUGGAUUAAUGGUGUGAUCCAGCAGGAACCACUGUAA
Myripristis murdjan (pinecone soldierfish) is the source of this 762-nucleotide messenger RNA. RefSeq names its product CD209 antigen-like. The transcript is spliced from 5 exons. Bases 1 to 762 code for a protein of 253 amino acids. The record is from RefSeq and is a predicted model, not a curated record. Lineage: Eukaryota; Metazoa; Chordata; Actinopteri; Holocentriformes; Holocentridae.